This is a messenger RNA of Parascedosporium putredinis, 1380 nucleotides long. The record is from the annotation of a GenBank genome assembly. Lineage: Eukaryota; Fungi; Ascomycota; Sordariomycetes; Microascales; Microascaceae.
AUGGCUACCGUACCUAGCAAACGGGUGGCAGUCAUCGGUGCCGGCCUCACGGGGCUCGUGGCGAUCAAAGAGAACCUCUCGGAGGGCUCAUCGGUCCAGUGUUUCGAGAAGCUGGGCCACAUUGGGGCCAGUGGGCCUACAGCCCGGAAGCCCCCGAAGGCCGAUUUCCCGCUCGACCCGGCGCGAUACCCAGACUACUUUAGCCACUAUCUGCAGCUGCGGUAUCUGAACGAGUACGCGGACCACUUUAAAGUCAAGAAGCACAUCCGGUUCAACACGCAAGUGCUUCAAUGCGUCCCCGCGGCCCAGGGCGGAUGGACGCUAGAGGUCCAGGAGAAGGAUGGGGAGCGCGAGGAGCACCACUUUGACGCGCUCAUCUGCGCGUCCGGCGCACUCGCCACGCCUGUCACGCCAGAUUUCGCCGGUCGUGAGAGUUUUCGUGGGGAAUUACUCCAUAGCCACCACUACCGAACCCCCAGCCCGUUCGAGGGCAAGCGCGUGGCAAUCAUCGGUCUAGGAGCUCCGCGAUCGAGCAACCCAGAGCUGGCUUCCUCACAGCGUGGCACAAUGGCUUCAGACCAAGCUGGUCAAUCUCAUCGAAGGAAAGCCGCCCAAGGAGCUGGAAUGCGAGCACGGGCUUCUCGCGCAGAACCCGACGAUCCGAGGGGACUUUUACGAAAAGUCCGGACGGGCGUCGUCAAGGUGCACAGGGCGAGCGUAGAGGCGCUCAACGAAACGGGAUUAGCCCUCUCCACCAACGUCCAGCUUGACGUGGACGUCAUCAUCUGCGCGACAGGAUACAGCUUGACCGACAUGCCGUACCUGCCCCGGGACGCCGUGGCCAGCCGUGAGCUGGCGGCACCGCAUAUCGAUCUGUACAAGUUCAUGGUCUCGCCCUGGUACGAGGACCUGUACGUUCUCGGGCGGUUGGAGGUGUUUGGCCCGCACGCCUCGGCGGCGGAGGCGCAGUCUCGCGUGGCGGCGGCCAUGAUCUCGGGAAAGCUGGCCAAGCCGGGCCACGAAGAGAUGAUGAAGAGCAUCAAAGCGAACAGACACAAGAUUUCCAACAACUUUGUCGACACGCCGCGGCACUUUCUCACGGUCCAUUCGGUCGAGUAUAUCGAUGAUUUGCUCGCUCCCCUGGGCUGUGCGCCGUCUGUCGGCAAAGUCCUCGGGCAGAUGUUCCGCGGGAAUCCAAUCCGGGCACUCAGUCUUUUCAAGGCGGUCUACUUUGGCAUCCCGUGCAGUGGCCAGUGGAGGCUCUUUGGCUACGGACGGAACCAAAAGCUUGCAGAGGCCACCAUAUUUCGGAUUGCCCACGGCGAGGGCGAGUUGUCGAAAGCAGAGCAGGAGGCUAUCGGUGCCGUGGCAUCCGCUUGA